Messenger RNA from Octopus sinensis (East Asian common octopus), 812 nucleotides. RefSeq names its product transient receptor potential cation channel subfamily M member 4-like. Gene Ontology annotation, molecular function: ligand-gated calcium channel activity. The record is from RefSeq and is a predicted model, not a curated record. Bases 48 to 800 code for a protein of 250 amino acids. The transcript has 7 exons. Lineage: Eukaryota; Metazoa; Mollusca; Cephalopoda; Octopoda; Octopodidae. Gene Ontology annotation, biological process: calcium ion transmembrane transport.
GCAGAUCACUUGAUAUAUUUUGGCGAAAAAUUGAUAUAAAGAAAUGGAUGCAGAAAAACAUAAAAUUGAGAAACGCUACAGAUAAAGAGCCAUCAAAACCCUGUGAUGCAUUUGGUGAGGUAAAGUUUCCAGAAGAUGGUUGGAAUAUUGCAAAGUUUGUCCGUGUGGAUCACCAAAUCUCUAUGGAAACUACAAUUAAUUUGAUAAAACACCUAUGGUAUUCAUCAUUGCCAAACUUACUUAUUUCUGUGAUUGGAGAAAGACAAGACUUUCAGUUGGAUCCAUUUGCUAGAGAAGCUCUUGGGCAUGGUUUGGUUAAAGCUGCACAAAUCACAGAUGCCUGGAUCAUAAGUGAUGGCUUACAUACUGGAGUUGCAAAGCAUAUUGGGAAGGCUAUACAUGAUAAUGAAGCUGGCAAGAAGAAAGUGGUAACAAUAGGUAUUGCAUCAUGGAACUGUGUACAAAACAAGGAAUCCCUUGUGAAUGAAGAGGGAUCAUGGCCUGCAAAUUAUGAGAUAAAAGAUGAUAUUUACUCAACAACAUCUGCUUUGGAUCCUAAUCAUUCACAUUUUAUCCUUGUUGAUGAUGGCACUGAAGAAACUCUUGGAGUAGAAGCUAAGUUCAGAAAAAAGUUAGAACAUAAAAUUUCACAAAAUAGAAUCCCAGAGACUCGAUUCAAGGUUCCAGCUGUUGUAGUAUUGGUUGGAGGUGAACUGGAAACUCUGAAGUCAGUCUCUGACUCAAUAUCACGCAACAUCCCAGUUGUAAUAGUAAAGGUUAGUAAACAGACUAUUCUGUAAAUAAGAUUAUUA